Paramisgurnus dabryanus is the source of this 3104-nucleotide messenger RNA. RefSeq names its product proline-rich nuclear receptor coactivator 2 (gene pnrc2). The record is from RefSeq and is a predicted model, not a curated record. NCBI's taxonomy places the organism in Eukaryota, Metazoa, Chordata, Actinopteri, Cypriniformes, Cobitidae.
AUCCAUUUUGUUGGUAGAUGAGGAGAGAGACAAACAGGACGAGAGUUUUACCACUCUGCUGUAGCCUCAGAUUUCACAAAGGAGAAUAUUUCUGGAAAAUAUUUUUCCAUUUACAGCUACAGUUUACGGAUUAAAUCAAUUGACGACGAAGGGCUUAUUCCACCAAAGCCUGAGGAAGUCGAAAUACGGCUUCUAAAGUACCGUGCGCCGAGGUGAAUUCAUGUUCAGCUCGGUUUCGCUACAAAACAACGCUCAUUGGCACAUGAAAACCUCAGAUCCUGCUGGACAUAAAUGUGCAGCGAGAAGUAGAUCAACUACUUCGAGGACCUGGAGCCCGAUUGGCGAAGAGAAAUUAAAAAGUAAAGAACGCAACGCACUCAACUUUUUCACAACAAAAAGGUGACAUCCAAUUAAAACAGUAUGGGAGGUGGCGAGAGAUACAACAUUCCAGAUCGUCCAGCGCCCAAGAAGAGCCACCAGAUUGGCCGGGGGAAGCAGAGAAGCCGAGACCAGAAUGGAGUGAUGCAUUCUACUGCCUCAGGAGCCUUAGGGGUGCCUUUUCACCGCAGGGUUGAGAAGGGCACCAACUAUUGGUCUCCUGAGACUGUAGACAAGAAGAAUGCCUCGGUUCGUUUUGCUACACCAUUUGAUCAGAAUUGGGAGGGUACUAUGUCUCAUCUGAACAAACUUUUGUCAGCUCAGGGUGGUCAGAACUAUGCUGGAGCCAAGUUUAGUGAACCACCAUCCCCAAGUGUGCUACCUAAGCCCCCGAGCCACUGGGUGUCUCUUCCUAUGGGUCCUUGCGAUCACCGUGAGAAAAUGACCUUUCAGUUGAAGAGCCUCCUGAAGGUUCAGGCCUAAGGGGUUUUCUCACUGCUGCUCUCAUUAAGCCAAUCUUCGAACGAAAGCUCUGUUUUGGUCUCCUUCCCUCACCUUGAAUGCUCCAACGAUGUAAUAUAUUUUUAUAGCUCUUUUUAGAUUUGCGUGUUCAGGUGAUGACCAUUUGAUAGACAGUCUGAUGCCCAUCACCUCUAUUUUUUUUUUUAAAGUUUAACUAUUUAUUACGUCGUUGUGGCCUUAAGGGGGUGGUUGAGAAUUCUUAACGCGAGUUUUAUGCCAUGACAAACGAUGAACUGGAUGUCCUCCUUUAUUACUCAUUGCUCUGUUAUGCUCUUUUGUUUUGUUUUGUUGUUUUUUUGAUGGCUGUUUGUGACAGUGUGUUUUUCUUCUCAACCCAGCCUAAUAGAUGUCAGAAAAUUCGGUUUUAUGUUCCGUUUUCCGCUUGCUGAGUAUGUAUGCGCACUCUCUGCUUGAGUUUUAAUCAUGUAUGGAGUGUCAGAAACUUCUUGGUGCUAAGCACAGCAGCAUUUGUAGCGUUAUAGUGCAUACUGCAUUCCCAGGUAUCUUUUUGUUUUGCUUUUCGGGAAGUAAAAGCCACUUGACUUCGUUCUGCAGGGAGACCUUCGCGAACAGACUAUGAAGGGGGAACAAGCUUAAGUGAACAUAGGUCAUAUGACUAACCUCAAGCCUAAUGAGGUGGCACAAUGGACCAUGUGAUUUCAACACCUGUACUUUUUUAUAGCGCUGCGCGCAUUGCACUAUAGGUGUUGAAAUUCACUAAGGUUCAUAAGCUCAUUUGCAGCGAUAAACUUUUUAUGCAUCCCUUAUGUUAUAGCCUAGAAGACAAAGUGUAAUUUUUAAUGUUUACCAAAGCUAUCUUAUCUGCUACUUUCUAGUGAAAUCCCCCUUUGCUGACCAAAUCUGGUUACAAGUGCCAUAAAUCAUUUGGGUAAGGCAUUGGCAGGCGUGUAUAUUAAGGUUUUGUUUCUUUGACAAAUCGCUUUUGGAAUUCAGUUUUCCUUUCUUUUUUUUUAAGUUUUGCAAUAUUUUUAGAACGAUCGCAUAGCAAAUUUGCGGAGGGAGUUGUGACUGCGAGACCACAGGAUGAUAUAUUCUCUGGUCUCGUUUCAUAGCUUUUUUUGCUCUGCGAUGCGUUUUGAUGUUAUGAACGUUGUUAUGAUAUGAAAGUGUGUAUCAUGAUGUGGGAGAACUGAGACUUUGGGCAUCCAAUGUGGAUUAACUCCAGCGUGGAUCGUUUACAGUGUUUAAAAGAAAGUAGUCAGCAUUUUACGCACGCACACUGCCCUUUCUCACUUGUUGUUAUUCUUGCACUGCUGUUCGUUUGUGUUCAAAAAUUUCAGACAAUGUUGGUCUUUCAACUGUGGGUAUGUGAUGAAGCACCCCUUCCCACUUAUGAGUGUGGUAAACUACCUCUCUGGCAGAACGUGAUAUUAAUAGCUAUCUUAAAGAUGACAAAACAAAGCUGAUGAGUUUUGAUGUGUGUAAUAGAGCCAUGUAAAUAAUGAAAUGUAUAAAAUGUUGUAGCAUAUUGUACAUUUUUGCAGGAAUAUUUGAAACCUGCUGAUAAAGUAUUUUUAGUAAUAACACUGAAUGUAUAAGUCGUGCUAAGGACAUGGCUUGUUUUCAAAUGCUGAAGAAUAUUUUGUUUAAAAAAAAAGAAAAGAAAUUGCCUAUAGUGCGUCAAAACCCCUGCACUGUGCAAUUGUUGCCAGUGACCUUGCACAUAUUUUUUGUAUAAUGCACUAAGUAGGGGCAAAGCGAACUUGAAGUGCAAAGUAAAAAAAAUAAAGAACCAACAUUUUGAAAUUGAAAGGGACUUUUAUACUUAUUUGUUUUUUUCCCACCCUAUGCAAAUGGAAAAAGUAUUUUAAUUUUGCUUUGUUACAACAGUUAUUUGGCCCCUGAUUCAAAGUUAUGAAGCUAAAGACCAAGCAGCAUACAUUUGCUCCAAGACAUUGAUUUUUCCUCCGCAAAUCAAUGUUUAAAGCAAAUGGUGAUGCUGUUUGAUUCCAAGAGUUACAAAUUAUGUUUUAACCUUUUAAAAGUAAGUUAUUUUGAUGGAAUUUGUUUAAGUCCUUUUCCUAAAUUUGACGGUGUCCCGAAUAAUUGGCUUUGAAUUUGUCCCAACCAUAAUAAUGUCACUAAAAAAUGAAAACUGAAAGCCCAUCUAAAAAUAAUUGGUAUAUAAAAAAAUAUUGUAAUAUUUGGUUGUCAAAAAAAUAAAAACCCUUCCCUCCCCCCAA